AAGUGGGUGCUUAUACAAAAAAAAAAAGGGAAGAAGUGGGUGAGCAUUCUACACGUCUCUGAUAUUUUCACUCUCCAGUGUGUCCAAUGAAGAAAGCAGAGCUAGUUUUCGUUCCUGCACCGGGUAUGGGUCACCUCGUUUCAAUACUGGAGAUUGCAAAGCUUCUCGUUUCUCGAGAUGACAGGCUCUGUAUCACAGUCCUCAUCAUGAGGCUUUCAAUAGAUUCCAAGCUGGCCGCCUACAUCAAAUCUCUCAAUGAUUCCUCGUAUACUGAAUGUGUACAGUUUAUUGAUCUCCCUCAAACUUCUUUCAAACAAGAAACCAAACCCAUGGUUUUCGUUUCUUCAUUCAUUGAAAGUCAGAAACCCCAUGUUAAAGAAGCUGUUACUAAGCUCAAACAGACAAGGUCAGGUUCUAACUCUCCUCGACUUGCCGGAUUUGUGGUCGACAUGAUCUGUUCAUCUAUGGUAGACGUGGCUAAUGACUUUGGGGUACCUACUUAUUUGUUUUGCCCAUCGAGUGCAAGCUUUCUCAGACUCAUGCUUCAUCUCCAAACCCUUCGUGAUGAGCAAAAGCAGGAUAUAACUGAGUUCAAAGACUCAGAUGCUGAGUUGGCCUUGUCAAGUUUUGUGAACCCAAUCCCAGCUAGGGUCUUGCCUGGUGUGGUGCUCGACAGAGAAGGGGGCACUCUGGUCCUUGAUUAUGCUAGAAGGUGGAGAGAAACUAAAGGUAUCAUUGUGAACACGUUUUUGGAACUCGAAUCCUAUGCAAUUCACUCAUUUUCUGAUGCUACAAAUACUCCACCUGUUUACCCUGUGGGACCCAUCUUGAACUUGAAGGGUGAAGAUAGUCAUGUGGGGUCGGGUGAUCAAAGCUCUGAUAUCAUGAAAUGGCUUGAUGAUCAGCCUCAAUCAUCUGUGGUGUUCUUGUGCUUUGGGAGUAGGGGGGGUUUUGGUGACAAUCAAGUGAAGGAGAUUGCAAAAGCAUUAGAACGAGGUGGGUUUCCAUUUUUGUGGUCCUUACGCCGACCCCCUCCAAAGGGAGGGGUCUUUGCAUUUCCCACUGAGCAUGAGAAUUUGGAGGAAGUCUUGCCAGAAGGAUUUUUGGAUCGGACGGCUAGGAUUGGAAAGAUCAUUGGAUGGGCUCCACAAGUGGCAAUCUUAUCACAUCCUGCAAUUGGAGGCUUUGUAUCGCAUUGCGGGUGGAAUUCAAUAUUGGAAAGCCUUUGGUUUGGUGUGCCAAUUGCUACAUGGCCACUCUAUGCUGAACAACAGUUUAAUGCCUUUGAGAUGGUCAAGGAGAUGGAAUUAGCUGCGGAGAUCGUGUUGGAUUAUCUAACAGAAUAUACUGAUAACCAAAUUAUUGUGACUUCUGAGGAGAUUGAAAGAGGAAUAAAGCAACUAAUGGAGAAUGAUAGCAAGAUUAGAAAAAAUGUGAAGGAGAUGACUGAAAAAGGUAGGAAGGCCUUGAUGGAUGGUGGAUCUUCCCACUUUUCAUUGGGUCGAAUAAUUGAUGAUGUUAUUACAGAUAGUAUGCCAUGAACUUAUUGUGUUUUUUUAUUUUACUUUCAAAGCAUUAAUUGUGCUUUAUGUUUCUAAAUCAUUUCUGUUUUGUUUUUUGUUUUUUUUUUUAGGCUGAGCCCUUAUCUUAUAUCUUAAUAUUAAUCUAUAUAUAAAAAGUGAGAGUUUGAACGGUUUUGU
Molecule: messenger RNA, 1700 nt
Organism: Quercus lobata
Lineage: Eukaryota; Viridiplantae; Streptophyta; Magnoliopsida; Fagales; Fagaceae
Product: UDP-glucose flavonoid 3-O-glucosyltransferase 6-like
Exons: 1
Coding region: 87-1541 (484 amino acids)
Molecular function (GO): UDP-glucosyltransferase activity
Source: RefSeq, a predicted model, not a curated record